ACAACAAACCCCCUUACCUUCCAAUUCCCAAAAAGAUACAGUACUGAACUAUGAAGGUUGAAUGAAGUUCAACAACCAACAUUAACAUUCCAUUCAUGAAUUCAACCAAUCCUCACCAUCCUGGGCCUCACUCACUUCUCUGCUCUUGACCCUCUCCUCAUUGCCCUUAUAGCCACCAUUUUCUGAUUGUCCUCAAUUCCCCUCCUUCUUCAAUCCAUGGCUGUCUUUGAACCUAUCAAACACAGCAGCUUUUGUUUCAUAUCCUUCGAAUCCCCAUACCCUUUUGUCCGAUAAAUCUAAAGUUUGCAUCUUUACACUCUAUUCACCUUUUCGUUGAUUUGUGUCUGUGGGCUGAGAACAGAAGAUGCAGCUUGAUCUGGAAUCAUUGUCAGAAGCUACUUCUGGUGCCAUUGGAUCCCUUGUUAGCACCACUGUCUUGUACCCACUUGAUACUUGCAAGACCAAAUAUCAAGCUGAAGUACAAGCUAAGCAUCAGCGAAAAUACAGGGGAAUUUCUGAUGUUUUAUGGGAAGCAAUUGCUAAACGUCAGGUGCUUUCAUUGUGCCAAGGCCUUGGGACAAAAAAUGUCCAGUCCUUUGUUUCGUCCUUUAUUUAUUUCUACGGAUACAGCUACUUUAAGAGGCUAUAUUUGAUAAGAAGUGGAAACAAGAACAUUGGAACGGUAGCAAACUUGAUUGCUGCUACUGCAGCUGGGGUCUGUACAAUAUUAAUAACACAGCCCUUAGAUACUGCAGCCUCAAGGAUGCAGACAAGUGAAUUUGGAAAAUCCAAGGGAUUCUGGAAGUCCCUUUCAGAGGGUACGUGGAGCGAGGCAUUUGACGGUCUUGCCAUAUCUAUUCUAUUAACAUCAAACCCAUCAAUUCAGUAUACUGCCUUUGAUCAGCUGAAACAGAGAAUACUAAAGGACAAGAUGAGCAAGAAAACAGAUACAAAGUCAUCCCCAGAAGCACUUUCUUCAUUUUCUGCUUUCAUGUUGGGUGCAGUUUCAAAAUGUGCAGCUACAUGCCUGACUUACCCAGCCAUCAGGUGCAAGGUUAUGAUUCAGGCUGCUGAUUCAGAUGAUGAUAAGAGGACAGAAGCUGAGAGGAAAGCACAGAGGACAAUCUCUGGAGCACUCUAUACUAUUUGGAGAAGAGAAGGUCUUUUGGGAUUUUUCAAUGGAUUGCAGGCGCAGAUAUUGAAAACAGUUCUAAGCUCUGCAUUACUUAUGAUGGUAAAGGAGAAGAUCACAAAGUCCUCAUGGAUUCUGAUGCUCAUGAUCGGAAGAUUACUAUCUGUCAAACACCCCAAGUUGAAAGCAGCUUGAAUUUGUGAUGAGUAUAUUCUGAAUAAUUUCUCAUCCAAGAAUAUUGCUAAAAUAACUUUGUCUACUCUGGAGGAAAAUAAUGGUAGAUGCAAGAAAUGCGAGUAUUGCUAGUGGGUAGGGCUUAAGAUUUCUUUUCUAAAGAAUGAAUGUGAAGAAAUAAAUUCAGAUCUACGGAGUCUUUCUCAUCAUCUAAUACGUUUUCUGUUAGUACUGUGUUAUGCACCUGCAAUUGGACUUGUGAUUUAUCAUUUGGCAAAGGACAAAGUUCCAGUUCCAGAGUAAAAAAUGAUAUUAUUUGUGACAA
Messenger RNA from Lotus japonicus, 1631 nucleotides. RefSeq names its product peroxisomal adenine nucleotide carrier 1-like. The record is from RefSeq and is a predicted model, not a curated record. Gene Ontology annotation, cellular component: peroxisomal membrane. The coding region runs from base 365 to 1327 and encodes 320 amino acids. Gene Ontology annotation, molecular function: ADP transmembrane transporter activity; ATP transmembrane transporter activity. Gene Ontology annotation, biological process: ATP transport; peroxisome organization; fatty acid beta-oxidation. The transcript has 5 exons. NCBI's taxonomy places the organism in Eukaryota, Viridiplantae, Streptophyta, Magnoliopsida, Fabales, Fabaceae.